This is a messenger RNA of Merops nubicus (carmine bee-eater), 873 nucleotides long. It is a transcript of the gene ART4, whose product is annotated as ADP-ribosyltransferase 4 (Dombrock blood group). The transcript has 3 exons. Gene Ontology annotation, molecular function: NAD+ poly-ADP-ribosyltransferase activity; NAD+-protein-arginine ADP-ribosyltransferase activity. NCBI's taxonomy places the organism in Eukaryota, Metazoa, Chordata, Aves, Coraciiformes, Meropidae. Bases 1 to 873 code for a protein of 290 amino acids. The record is from RefSeq and is a predicted model, not a curated record.
AUGCCAGCACUGCUAGCCAGCCUUCUGUUGUUGAUCCUCUCACAAACACUGACUGUGUCCCAGCUCAUGAUGGAUAUGGCUCUGCAUGCCUUUGAUGACCAGUAUCUGGGGUGCAGAGAGCAGGUGAUGGAAGAACUGGAGCAAGGAGACUAUUUCCAAAAGGAGAUAGCUGCUAACAAGGACUAUUUGAGUCUCUGGAAGAAGGCUCAGAAGGCUUUGUUAAAGAGCCCUGUGGGUCUCCUGAGGGAGAUGCAGGAGAGCCAUGCCACAGUCCUCAUGGCUUACACUAUGAACUCUUCCCUGCACUCUCAUCUGAACUUGGCCACAUCUACAGCAGGAAGCUCUCCAGAGCACUACAGACACAACUUCAGCUUCAAAUAUUUUCACUUCUACCUAACGACUGCUAUCCAGAUACUGAAGCAAUGGCAGAGCAGCACGGAGAGCAGGGGGCAGCCCGAGUGCCAGCGGGUGUACAGGGGCAUGCAGCACAGCCGUGUCGAGGCGGUGGCAGGCAGCCGGGUGCGAUUUGGCCGCUUCACUUCCACCUCCCGCCUCUGGAAUGAAGCCCAGAAGUUUGGGAACGAAACUUUGUUCACAGUGACCACAUGCCUGGGAGCAGCUGUGCAAGGCUUUUCUUACCACCCAUCUGAGAAGGAGGUCCUUAUCCCACCGUAUGAGAUGUUCCUUGUCCAAAGCUUCUCUCGGACACGGGGAGGUCACCGGGUGCAUCUGCACUCUGUGGGCAGCUACAGCAAGUACCACUGCCAGCUCCUGGCAGCUUCAAGAGCGAAGAACAGUGCUUCUGCUGCCCUCGCCUCUGCAGUUCUUCCUGCUGUAGCUGGAGUUUUCCUAGGCUUGGCCCACAGUGACUGA